Molecule: messenger RNA, 2204 nt
Organism: Zeugodacus cucurbitae (melon fly)
Lineage: Eukaryota; Metazoa; Arthropoda; Insecta; Diptera; Tephritidae
Product: pancreatic triacylglycerol lipase
Exons: 3
Coding region: 401-1492 (363 amino acids)
Biological process (GO): lipid metabolic process
Molecular function (GO): lipase activity
Source: RefSeq, a predicted model, not a curated record
CUUUCAGUAUCAGCCUGAAAAAGUGUAGACUGGAAGUAAUUAAGGUGGAAAAAAACGAAACGAAUCAAUUACAAAUAUGUAUACAUACAUAUAUAUUAAUAAACUAAAGCGUAGCUUAAUAGCCGCUGAUUGUCGCAUCGAUAAAAAGGUGAUAUUAAAAACAAUUAAACUUGUUCUUAAAUCUGCGUUGUGACGCUUCACCACUCCUACUUUAAAUGCCCGGCUGAGACGCAUACACGCAACGGCGAUGAGUUAAAUUUAAAAUAGUGCAAGCUUAUAUUGUCUGUGGUCAGUUGCGUGCAGGACAUCGCCGGUUGUGAGUGCGUAAGGCGUAAUAGCGGGACUAGCGCUUAAAUUUACUCCACUAAGUUAAAGAAUUGUAUUUUCUUAUGUGCGAAAAAUGAAAUUUCUUUAUUUGUAUGUGAUUUUCAUCGCCGGUGUACUCGCCCUUGACAAAAACAAAGCGCAAAUAUUUCACAACCAGUUGGGUUACUGCGAACCGUUUACAGUGGAAUUUAUAGCGGGACUCGUUUCGAAAGAGGCCCGUCAAAUACUCGAUCCAGGAUCACGUCCGCGACAAAAACAAUUGCGAUAUGAUCUGUUUACACGACAGAAUCCACACAAACGACAAGUACUGUUAACGGGCGACCGAAACCGGCUGCUGACCUCGAACUUUAAUGCCAGUUGGCCAGUCAGAUUAGCGAUACACGGCUGGAAUGGUCAAACGACGACUUGUUCGAAUGCCGCCAUUAAAGAUGCCUACCUCGCAAAGGGCGAUUACAAUGUGGUUUUAGUUGACUGGUCGGAUUACUCAUUGGACAUAAAUUAUUUGCGCGUUGUGGUGGAAAUUUCCGAAAUCGCGCAGAAGCUCAAUGAGUUCACACGUUUCCUACACAACCAAACUGCCAUACCCUACACUGCCAUGUAUCUAAUUGGACACAGCGCUGGUUGUCACAUCGCUGGUAUGGCCGGGAAGCUGCUGCAACCCGACAAAUACGGUGUCAUCUACGCAUUGGACGCUUCUGGGCCGGUGCACCGCACUUUGGACGCGAAGUGGCGACUCGCACCAACCGAUGCCGUCUAUGUGGAGUCCAUACAAAGUGAUGUGGCAUUAUUCGGAUUCCCCGCUGACAGCCUCGCACACGCCUCCUUCUACCCCAACUGGGGUUUGGGACAACCGCAUUGUCCGAAUGUCACCACAAUGGAGCCGGAUUUCACCUGUGAUCAUUUCGGCGCGUUAUACUACUUCGUGGAGUCCUUGCGUAAUCCGACGGCUUUUGGCGCGAUCAAAUGUAAGAGCUAUGACAGCAUCGUGAACUAUAAAUGCGGCUGUGGCGCACGUUGGUGCAGUGCGAGCGCAUUCAUGGGCGGUGAGCCGGCUGUGCCGAAGAAGGGCGUCUACUACUUUAGCACGCGUGCGACCAUGCCCUUCGGUUAUGGUGCGUUGUGUCGUAUGAAGCGACCGUUAAAGCCCACUAUAGCGCGUAUUUGAAUGGAAAUGAAAGCAAAUUGUUGGUGUUUAUCACAUUUAUUUGCGCUUAAUUUUCGCUAUGGUUGAUUAGUCAUUUACAAUAUUUAGUUAAUGUAUUAAUAUACUACACUUUUUGGUUUUCGAUUCACUUGAGUUGCAAAAAAAAUCACAAAAUAUAUAUACACAUGUUGUUGUUGUUGUUAAAAAUACAUUAUUAAUACAUUAAUGUAUGUAUAUAACUAUAUUACUAGCGUUCUUUGGUGAGAACUUUGCGCUUAAAGAAUGAGUGCAUGAAUAAUAUGCAGCAAAUGACACAAAUUUGAAAAAUACACUUAAAUAAGGGCACAUUUUUAAGUUUGAACAUGGCUGCAUUCAAGCUUAAAUACAAUAUUUUUGUAUAUUUAAAACAAAGCACACGGAUAUUGUGUAUUAACUUGAAGCUUUUGAUCAUUAAGUUAAAGCAAAUGGAAUCGCUAAUGGCGACAUAAAAAAAUACUGUAAAGUUUAUGACUUAAGUUUAGUUUAAGUUAGCGUUUGGAAAAAGAAAUUUUGUGUUAUGCUUAGCACAGCUCACUCGUAUCGUUCGUACUGCUCAAUAAAAAUAAAAAUAAUAUAAAUAAAAACAACAACAAAAAAUUUGUAAACCCGCCACCGUUUGUUUGAGCCUUUAAAAGUAAAACCGCAAGCAGAAAUAAAUACCGUUAACUUAAUAAAAUGUAUAUGAAAUAAAAUA